This is a messenger RNA of Fragaria vesca subsp. vesca, 517 nucleotides long. RefSeq lists its product as uncharacterized. The transcript has a single exon. NCBI's taxonomy places the organism in Eukaryota, Viridiplantae, Streptophyta, Magnoliopsida, Rosales, Rosaceae. The record is from RefSeq and is a predicted model, not a curated record. Bases 65 to 517 code for a protein of 150 amino acids.
GUUUCUAUCCCUCCCUCUCUCUGUUUGUGUUUUCUCUCUCAAAAUAUCUCCAACGACCUCAUCAAUGAAUGUUUCACCCCGAAUAACCGGCAUUUAUGAUGAUGUCGUGUUCGCCAAAAGGGGGUGCUUAUAUUGGAUCCCUGGCUUGAGAUCAGACCACUCCUCCCGAAACAGAUCUUGGGAGCGGAUCCCGAGAGACCACCACGGAUGUGGAUUUCCGUGGUGGAACCGGAGCUGCAAGAAACUACGAAAGUGGUCCGAACGCAUAACGGGUCCGAAAUGGAAGACAUUCAUCCGCCGGUUCAAUAAGAAAAACAAAAGAUCAGGAUACAAGCAGUUUGGGAAGAAUAAGUUCAACAACUAUGACCUAGCAAGUUAUUCCCUCAACUUCGACGAAGGCCCAAGGCGGAGCAGUAAUUUGGACGAUGAGUACUACUUCUACAGGGGCUUCUCGUCUCGAUACGCGGCCAUCCCGGCGCCGGCGAAGUCGUCCAUGCCUUCCUUAAGCUUCACGUGA